AUGCUUUCUCGCAAGAUAAAACUUACAAUCUCCUAUCUUUCAAUCCUUCUUAUAUCUUGCGUCUCUGGUACUCAUUAUCUUUUUUCAGCAUACAGUACUUCAAUAGAAAAAAGAUUAGGUUUUAAUUCUGUACAAAUAAACAUUAUUGGAAGUGCUUGCGAUUAUGGUGUAUACAUGGGUAAACCAUUUCUCGGUUAUUUAGUUGACAACUACAGUGCUAGAAGCUGUGGUAUCGUUUCUCACAAUAAUUGUACUACAAUAAGUAUCCCAAUCGCGUUACUUGGCCUCUCUGCAUUUUUAUACUCUCAAGCAAAUAUAUACUUGUUCGAAGAUACCUUCCAUUUUCUACUCUUCAUAGCCUUCUCAACUGGAUUAACUAUGUUAUUUGGUAGCCUGUUUUUAAUUGUUGUACCGGCUCCUAGUCAUGUGUCCAAUGCCAUUGAGUUAGGCAGUGAUGAUUCAAUCCCUGUAGAUAGUAGUCCGUCACGUGUAUUAGGUCUGACAACUGAACAAACUCCUCUACUCAAUAAAACUUCUACUUCAUCUAUAAGUGUUGAAGUUGAUAGUGAGCCUGAUAUAAGUGGAUGGCAAUUACUUCAAAAUAAAGAUGCCAUCUCAUUAAUCCUCAUCCUAGUAUUGUUAGCUGGAACUGGAUUAAUGUACAUAAAUAACGUCGGUACAAUUGUUGAAACUCUUUAUCACGCCUCCCUAGCUCAUCCUUCUCAUCCUUACUCCCUACCAACUUCUUUAAAUUCUGAUAUCAAAAACCUUCAAAGCUUUCAUGUCUCGCUACUUUCUAUAAGUUCAUGCCUCGGAAGAAUUUUCAUAGGUCCUCUCUCUGAUAUAACAAAAAAUUAUUUUGAUUUAUCUAGAAUUUGUUCCUUGAUAUUUGCUAGUAUUUUGCUAUUCUGUGAAAAUUUAUUGGCUCUUUUAUGGGUUCGAGAUAUGGCCAAACUAUGGAUUGUCACAGCUUGUAUUGGACUCGGGUUUGGAACCUUAUAUGGGAUUGCUCCAACUACCUGUAGCGAGUAUUUUGGUUCGAAACGGUUCGGAUUUAAUUG
Messenger RNA from Dentiscutata erythropus, 1061 nucleotides. The record is from the annotation of a GenBank genome assembly. NCBI's taxonomy places the organism in Eukaryota, Fungi, Glomeromycota, Glomeromycetes, Diversisporales, Gigasporaceae.